This is a messenger RNA of Papaver somniferum (opium poppy), 685 nucleotides long. RefSeq names its product 40S ribosomal protein S21-like. Gene Ontology annotation, molecular function: structural constituent of ribosome. The transcript has 4 exons. The record is from RefSeq and is a predicted model, not a curated record. Lineage: Eukaryota; Viridiplantae; Streptophyta; Magnoliopsida; Ranunculales; Papaveraceae. The coding region runs from base 155 to 403 and encodes 82 amino acids. Gene Ontology annotation, cellular component: ribosome; cytosolic small ribosomal subunit. Gene Ontology annotation, biological process: endonucleolytic cleavage to generate mature 3'-end of SSU-rRNA from (SSU-rRNA, 5.8S rRNA, LSU-rRNA); endonucleolytic cleavage in ITS1 to separate SSU-rRNA from 5.8S rRNA and LSU-rRNA from tricistronic rRNA transcript (SSU-rRNA, 5.8S rRNA, LSU-rRNA); translation.
AACAAAACUAGUCUACUUAUUAGGGUUUUUCUUUUUCUCCGUCAUUUUAUAAACCCAAAGAGAUUUUCUUCUGCGAAAAAGUUUCUCUCGGCGGACCUCAAGUUUCUCUGUUUACCUGUUGAUUUUGUUUCGGAUCCAUUACCAACUUGCCAAGAUGAUGAACGAAGAAGGACAGAAUAUGGAUCUUUACAUCCCUAGGAAAUGUUCUGCAACAAAUAGGAUUAUUACCGCAAAAGAUCAUGCUUCUGUUCAGCUCAAUAUUGGACAUCUUAAUGAGAGUGGCAUUUACACUAACCAAUUCAGCACCUUUGCACUCUCUGGUUUCGUCCGAGCUCAGGGAGAUGCAGAUAGUGCAGUAGACCGUCUUUGGCAAAAGAAGAAAGUUGAAGAGAAGCAGCAGUAACCAGUUUCAAACGUCACUUGGGAUAUCUAUGAUGAGGGUGUUGUCUUUGGGAGAAGGCUCUUUGUUUCUUUUUCUUAUUAAGGUCAACGCCAUAAUUUGUUAGCGGUUUAUUUAGGAGUAGAUUUCAAUCAGCAAAACGACCCUGGAGGAUUUUGUUAUACGUUCUUCAUUUGUGUUUUAAAACAAAUGCGCUUACAUUUUGUCUGUUAUAACAGUUUCUACAUCGGAUAAUUAGGCUUCUUUGAUAUAUUCAUUAUGUUACGAUUUAAUGUUCUGUUAGAA